Messenger RNA from Rhipicephalus microplus (southern cattle tick), 2601 nucleotides. RefSeq lists its product as uncharacterized. Gene Ontology annotation, cellular component: plasma membrane. Gene Ontology annotation, molecular function: amino acid:sodium symporter activity; glycine transmembrane transporter activity. Gene Ontology annotation, biological process: amino acid import across plasma membrane; sodium ion transmembrane transport; nitrogen compound transport. The record is from RefSeq and is a predicted model, not a curated record. Lineage: Eukaryota; Metazoa; Arthropoda; Arachnida; Ixodida; Ixodidae.
AUGAGAGCCCACCAAUGCACCUGGCUUGGAGGCCAGGGCAGCGGCUUCGAGUUCACCUGGCUUGGCUGCAAGAGGUCACCUAGAUCAAGCCCUACAGUCGCAGCUACAGCGAAGGCAGGACUCUUUGGCCGACCCUGGGACAACCCGCGCAGCAGCCAAUCGGAGAGUAAGUGGUACAGCGCCAUCCAGAACACCCUCACUCAACUGCAGUUUAUGGAGCGUCGUGUCAAAUGGAACCACAAGGCGGACUUUUUCCUUUCGAGCAUUGGACUGUCCGCCGGGAUCGGCAACUUGUGGCGGUUUCCGUUCCUCGUCUAUGACAAUGGUGGAGGUGCAUUCCUGUUCGUGUACUUCCUGGUGAUUGCGUUGGUGGCGAAGCCACUGUACUACCUCGAGAUGUUCGUGGGGCAGUUCAGCAGCUCCGGAUCCAUGUCCGUCUGGGCUGCCUUCCCGCUGGCAAGAGGAGUUGGCGCCACCAUGACGGUGGGCAGUCUAUGCCUGGCGCUCUACUACAACAUGUACCUGUCGUACGCGCUCAUGUACUUGUAUCACUCGCUCGGGUCCCACCUGCCCUGGAGCGGCUGCUACAGCUCGUGGGGCGCCAACACGCACGUCUGCUACAUACGCAAACCGAACGUGAGAACGUGCAAAGCUGCCGCUCAACGCCUGUACCAGCGGUUCAAAAACACCAACAUCACCUUCGGCGUGGUCGUCAACUCGACCAACAACAACAUCGUGUACGUGCCGCACAGGGCUUACACCGUCGAGAUGGCUGGCUGUGUGAACGCUACCAUGUCGGCCGCCGAACAUUUCUACUGGGACAAAGUUCUGAAAGUGAGCCGAGGCCUGCAUGACGUUCGGCCUAUGAACAUCGACCUGACGCUCUGCUACUUCCUCGUCUGGCUCACCAUAUUCGUCAUGAUCAGCAAGGGCAUCAAGUGGUUCGGAAAGAUCGUGCUGGUGACGGCCACCGUUCCCUACCUGAUGCUGUUCGCGCUUCUCAUGAAAGGGGUAUCCCUGGAUGGCGCGAACUCGGGCGUCGGCUUAGUGUUCAUCCCUAUAUGGCAGCACAUUUUCACCUUUAAGUGUUGGAGAAACGCAAUCGAACAAGCUCUCACAUCUCUCUGCAUCGCCACCGGCUGCCUGACGGUGCUGGCCAGCUACAAUGACUUCUACAACGACAUAUUCCAGGACACGUGGUUCUUCGCCAUAAUGAACUUCGUUUGGGGCAUGCUGUCAAGCACGGCGUUCUUCUCUGCGCUGGGCAGCGAGUCCUUCACUCUCAACGUCACGCUUCCCGAGCUCGUAUUGGACGAAAUGCAAAGCUUGGCCUUCGUCUCCUACAUUGAGGCGCUGAGCAACCUGGCAUUCCCGCAGAUGUGGAGCGUGCUGUACUUUCUCUGCAUGUUCCUCCUGGGUCUCAACUCCUCGGUGUGCCUCAUCCACACAGUGCUGAUGUCCAUCACCGAGCAAUUUCCCGGCCUCAAGGAGUUUAGGGUCGAGCUCACGCUCCUCUUCUGCAUCGGUGCCUUCUUGGCAGGGCUCCCUUUGUGCACGCCCACCGGACCUUUCUUCAUGAAGAUCCUGGAGACACACUUGGGUGGCUCGUUCCUGGUGGUCAUCGCGUUCGUUGAGGUCAUCUGUUACUCGUGGGGCUAUACGGCAAGACGGCUGCUGUUCGACAUCGAGUUCAUGUACACGGUGCAAUCGUCCAUUGUGUACAAAGUGCUCUGGAGCUUCUUGGUUCCACUCAUGCUCCUGUUAUGCUACCUGUCGGGACUGUUUAGCACGUCACCCGUGGUGCUCAGAGGAUACACGUUCCCUUUGUACGUGGACAUCGGGGGCUAUUUGCUGCUGCUGUUCAUCUUCUGCCAGAUCCCACUCUACGGCCUCAGCUGGUUCAAACAGCGGGGAUACAACUGCGACGAUGCCAUGCUCCCGUCGUACAAGUGGGGUCCCGAGGAGCCGGCGCUGUUCAACGCCUACCAGGCGAGGCUGCGCAACCGCGGCCUGGUGCCCAUGAGCUCGCGCUUUCCCGUGCGCUUCAUCAUACCGCAAACGGUGCCGGCCGACGCUGUGCUGCCCGUCAUGUUCGCAGCCGAGCCGGUCAAGCCGCCCUCGUGGUCGCCGAUCAGCUGGCGCCCCGGCGGGGGAGGACAUCACGAGGGUCACGUGGAGCGAGUGUGGUCCCUGCCACCCAACCUGCCAGCGCUAGACCUGAACAGCCUGGCGGUAUCCAUGAACAGGGCAGAAGGUGCAGCCGGAGCCCCAAGAGGGCCAGAAGCACCUCGAAGACUCUCGCACGGGAUGCUUCAACCACCACCGCAACUGCCGUCACAGCAGGUCCGCAACUUCUUGCCCACGCUGAACCCCAACAGCCUGGGACCUCAGUUCUCCGAUUCGCCGAUGCGGUUCGGUCUGCUGGGCCGGCUGUUUAUUCGGCGUCACGAGGGGCACGAGGACGUGCUGUUGCCGUCCAUCCCGACGCAGCCACCCGAGCAGUACUUGAACCCCAAGUUGCCACCCAUGACGUACCCUGUGCAGCCAGGUGGACCCAUUGCGCCAGCCGCACAUGACUCGACCUCGUCGGAAGGUGCGUGA